AGUCCAACAAGCCAAAAGGAUUCAACUGACACUGAGAUGACACAGAGAGAAGCAGCCAAUCAGAGGACUGAUAUUUGGCUUUUUUCCAGGAGAAAUGAUGUGAGGGAUGAAUGAGUGAUGAUGUGCUGAUGAAUGAUUGGACUGCUGCUCUCAGUGUUUCCUCUCUAGAUGAAGGUGUGGACUCUGCUAUGAGUCAGUGUGAGGACAGAGAGGAGGGAGUCCCUCCCUCUAAAACCACUCUGUGUGGGGAACAUUACAGCCAGAACAAAGCUCAGAGCCCAGAGAAGCAGCACAGACCUGGACCCAGCAGUGUGUCCUUUAAAAGUGACCGGUCGAAUGAGUUUGGUAUUGAUUUUAAACAACAACAUGACACAAAAAUCCAUCAGAGACCAGACUGUCCUGAACCCGGACCCAGCUGUGUGUCCAUGAAGAGUGACCGGUCUAAGAGUUGUAUAAUAGAGUUCAAAGAUGGACGCGACUCUGUCGAUCAAAGGAGGAAUCUGGAAGAACCUGAACCCAUCUGUUUGUCCCUGAAGAGUGACAGGUCUAUGGAUAAACCUUUAGACCUCAAAGAUGGAUGCCACUCUGUUGAUCAAAGGAGGAAUCUGGAAGAAGCUGAACCCAGCUGUGUGUCCAUGAAGAGUGACACGUCUAUGAAUCCUCCUUAUGACUUCAAAGAUAGACGCCACUCUGUUGAUCAAAGUGUUUCCUCUCCAGAUGAAGGUGUGGACUCUGCUAUGAGUCAGUGUGAGGACAGAGAGGAGGGAGUCCCUCCCUCUAAAACCACUCUGUGUGGGGAACAUGACAGCCAGACCAAAGCUCAGAGACCAGAGAAGCAGCAUGGACCUGGACCUGGACCUGGACCUGGACCUGGACCUGGACCUGGACCUGGACCUGGACCUGAACCUGGACCCAGCUGUGUGUCCUUCAUGAGUGACUGGUCGAAGGAUGAUGAUAUUAAUUUUAAACGACAAGACCAAAAGAUUCAUCAGAGACCAGACUGUCCUGAACCUGGACCCAGCUCUGUGUCCAUGAAGAGUGACCGGUCUAUGGAUCUUAUGAUAAACUUCAAAGAUGGACGCGACUCUGUUGAUCAAAGGAGGAAUCUGGAAGAAGCUGAACCCAGCUGUGUGUCCAUGAAGAGUGACAGGUCUAUGGAUUAUCCUCUAGUCUUCAAAGAUGGACGCCACUCUGUUGAUCAAAGGAGGAAUCUGGAAGAAGCUGAACCCAGCUGUGUGUCCAUGAAGAGUGACCGGUCUAUGCUUUAUCCUUUAGAGUUCAAAGAUGGACGCCACUCUGUUGAUCAAAGAGUGGACCAGGAGAGCUCAGAGGUUCCCAGUGGUCAGUCUGCCCAGCAGCAUCAAACACACCUGGACUCUGUAUUUAUGCUGCUGGAGGAGGACAUUAGCACUUUUGUGAAGAACGAGCUGAAGAAGAUCCAGCAGGUUCUGAGUCCAGAUUAUCCAGAAUGCUUAGAGAGUCAGAGGGAGGAUGAGGAGGUGUUGGACAAUGAGGAUUAAGAGCAGAGGAGGAGCAGCAGAGAGGCAUUUCUGAAGAUCACACUGCACUUCCUGAGGAGAAUGAAGCAGGAGGAGCUGGCUGACUGUCUGCAGAGCAGAAGUUAUCGUGGAGUUUGUAAGCGUAAACUCAAAUCUAACCAGCAGAAGAAGUUCCAGUGUGUGUUUGAGGGGAUUGCUAAAGCAGGAAACCCAACCCUUCUGAAUCAGAUGUUCACAGAGAUCUACAUCACAGAGGGAGGGACUGCAGAGGUCAAUGAUGAACAUGAGGUCAGACAGAUUGAAACAGCAUCCAGGAAACCAGACAGACCAGAAACAACAAUCAGACAAGAAGACAUCUUUAAAACCCCACCUGGAAGAGAUGAACCAAUCAGAACAGUGAUGACAAAGGGAGUGGCUGGCAUCGGGAAAACAGUCUUAACACAGAAGUUCACUCUGGACUGGGCUGAAGACAAAGCCAACCAGGACAUCCAGUUCACAUUUCCAUUCACUUUCAGAGAGCUGAAUGUGCUGAAAGAGGAAAAGUACAGCUUGGUGGAACUUGUUGAUUACUUCUUUAGUGAAACCAAAGAAGCAGGAAUCUGCAGGUUUGAAGAGGUCGUGUUCAUCUUUGACGGUCUGGAUGAGUGUCAACUUCCUCUGGACUUCCACAACACUGAGAUCCUGACUGAUGUUACAGAGUCCUCCGCAGUGGGUGUGCUGCUGACCAACCUCAUCAGGGGGAAACUGCUUCCCUCUGCUCGCCUCUGGAUAACCACACGACCUGCAGCAGCCAAUCAGAUCCCUCCUGAGUGUGUUGACAUGGUGACAGAGGUCAGAGGGUUCACUGACCCACAGAAGGAGGAGUACUUCAGGAAGAGAUUCAGAGAUGAGGAGCAGGCCAGCAGAAUCAUCUCCCACAUCAAGACAUCACGAAGCCUCCACAUCAUGUGCCACAUCCCAGUCUUCUGCUGGAUCACUGCUACAGUUCUGGAGGACGUGUUGAAGACCAGAGAGGGAGGAGAGCUGCCCAAGACCCUGACUGAGAUGUACAUCCACUUCCUGGUGGUUCAGUCCAAAGUGAAGAACAUCAAGUAUGAUGGAGGAGCUGAGACAGAUCCACACUGGAAUAAAAAGAGCAGGAAGAUGAUCGAGUCUCUGGGAAAACUGGCUUUUGAGCAGCUGCAGGAAGGCAACCUGAUCUUCUAUGAAUCAGACCUGACAGAAUGUGGCAUCGAUAUCAGAGCAGCCUCAGUGUACUCAGACGUGUUCAAACAGAUCUUUAAAGAGGAGAGAGGACUGUACCAGGACAGGGUGUUCUGCUUCGUCCAUCUGAGUGUUCAGGAGUUUCUGGCUGCUCUUCAUGUCCAUCUGACAUUCAUCAACUCUGGAGUCAACCUGCUGUCAGAAGAACAAACAACAUCCAGGCUUUCUAAAAUCUUCAGAGACGAAACAAAAUUCUACCAGAGUGCUGUGGACAAGGCCUUACAGAGUCCAAAUGGAUACCUGGACUUGUUCCUCUGCUUCCUCCUGGGUCUUUCACUGUAGACAAAUCAGACUCUCCUACGAGGUCUGCUGACACAGACAGGAAGUAGCUCAAAGACUAAUCAGAAAACAGUUGAGUACAUCAAAAAGAAGAUCAUUGACAAUCUGUCUGCAGAGAGAAGCAUCAAUCUGUUCCACUGUCUGAAUGAACUGAAUGAUCGUUCUCUAGUGGAGCAGAUCCAACAGUUUCUGAGUUCAGGAAGUCUCUCCACAGAUAAACUGUCUCCUGCUCAGUGGUCAGCUCUGGUCUUCAUCUUACUGUCCUCAGAAAAAGAUCUGGACGUGUUUGACCUGAAGAAAUACUCUGCUUCAGAGAAGACUCUUCUGAGGCUGCUGCCAGUGGUCAAUGCCUCCAACAAAGCUCUGCUAAGUGGCUGUAACCUGUCAGAGAGAAGCUGUGGAGCUCUGUCCUCAGUUCUCAGCUCCCAGUCCUCUAGUCUGAGAGCGCUGGACCUGAAUAACAAUGAGUUGCAGGAUUCAGGACUGAAGCAGAUGUCGGCUGGACUGAAGAGUCCACACUGCAGACUAGAAACUCUAAGGUUGAGUGGCUGUAACCUGUCAGAGAGAAGCUGUGGAGCUCUGUCCUCAGUUCUCAGCUCCCAGUCCUCUAGUCUGAGAGAGCUGGACCUGAGUAACAACGAGCUGCAGGAUUCAGGAGUGAAGCAGCUGUCGGCUGGACUGAAGAGUCCACACUGCAGACUGGAAACUAUUAUGUUGAGUUGUUGUAACCUCUCAGAGAGAAGCUGUGAAGCUCUGCCUUCAGUUCUCAGCUCCCAGUCCUCUAGUCUGAGAGAGCUGGACCUGAGUAACAACAAGCUGCAGGAUUCAGGAGUGAAGCAGCUGUCGGCUGGACUGAAGAGUCCACACUGCAGACUAGAAACUCUCAGGUUGAGUGGCUGUAACCUAUCACAGAGAAGCUGUGGAGCUCUGUCCUCAGUUCUCAGCUCCCAGUCCUCUAGUCUGAGAGAGCUGGACCUGAGUAACAACGAGCUGGAGGAUUCUGGAGUGAAGCUGGUGUCUGCUGGACUAAAGAGUCCACAAUGCAGUCUAAAAACUCUCAGGUUGAGUGGCUGUAACCUGUCAGAGAGAAGCUGUGAAGAUCUGUCCUCAGUUCUCAGCUCCCAGUCCUCUAGUCUGAGAGAGCUGGACCUGAGUAACAACGAGCUGGAGGAUUCUGGAGUGAAGCUGGUGUCUGCUGGACUAAAGAGUCCACAAUGCAGUCUAAAAACUCUCAGGCUGAGUGGCUGUAACCUGUCAGAGAGAAGCUGUGAAGCCCUGUCCUCAGUUCUCAGCUCCCAGUCCUCUAGACUGAGAGAGCUGGACCUGAGUAACAACGACCUGCAGGAUUCAGGAGUGAAGCUGGUGUCUGCUGGACUGAAGAGUCCACACUGCAGACUGGAAACUCUCAGUCUGUCAUUCUGUCUGGUCUCAGAGGAAGGCUCUACUUCUCUGGCCUCAGCUCUGAGCUUCAACCCCUCCCAUCUGAGAGUGCUGGACCUGAGCUACAAUCAUCCAGGAGACUCAGGAUUGAAGCUGCUGUCAGCUGGACUUAAGGAUCCCAACUGGAGACUGGACACUCUCAGGACGGACCAUGGUGGACAACAGAGACUGAGACCUGGCGUGAGGAAGUAUAUCUGUGAACUGGAACUGGACACAAACACAGUAAACAGAUACAUCAAACUGUCUGACAACAACAGGAAGGUGACAUAUAUUGAAGAGGAUCAGUCAUAUCCUGAUCAUCCAGACAGAUUUGACACCUGGUCUCAGCUGCUGUGUAGAAAUGGUCUGACUGGUCGCUGUUACUGGGAGGUUGAGAGGAGAGGAUUGGUUCAUAUAUCAGUGAGUUACAGAGGAAUCAGAAGGAUAGGAGUCAGUGUUGACUGUGGGUUUGGAUGGAAUGAUCAGUCCUGGACUCUGAGGUGCUCUGAUCGUGGUUACUCUGUCUGGCAUAAUAAGAGAGUAACAGUCCUCACUUCCUCCUCUGUCUCUAACAGAGUAGCAGUGUAUGUGGACUGUCCUGCUGGCACUCUGUCCUUCUACACAGUCUCCUCUGACUCACUGAUCCACCUCCACACCUUCAACACCACAUUCACUCAACCUCUUUAUCCUGGGUUUAUGGUCUGGCCUGGUUCCUCAGUGUCUCUGUGUCCUCUGCAGGACUGAGAGCUCUCCUGUGGACAGAAACACUGACUGAAGAUCAGCUGCUGAAAUCAAAGUUCAGUCUGUUCACCAUCACACACUGUGCACUGUGAAGCAGAUCUGUCUCAGACUCAAACAAAAAAACAUUCAUUUGUCUGAUUUCAUCUCUUUGAUGAUCAACAUUUUAACAGUUUAACUAGAAACACUUGAUGAUUUCUGACAUCAGCUGACUGAGCUGAGUAAAUAUAACGUUUGGCCAAUUCCAACGUCUUUCACGUAUCUGUGACACAGACCAAGAGUUUGUCAGACCGAUAGAGCUGGUUCUGACAGAGCUGGCUCUGUUGUUGGCGUUGAGCUGGAGUCGCUCUCAGCAACUGCAGAGAAACGGACCAGGAGUAGGAUGCUGGCGAUCAUGGACAAUGACUGCCACCCACUACACAGCACAUUCUUUAAACAGAGGAGCA
Sander lucioperca (pikeperch) is the source of this 5644-nucleotide messenger RNA. Its product is annotated as NACHT, LRR and PYD domains-containing protein 3-like. The transcript has 22 exons. NCBI's taxonomy places the organism in Eukaryota, Metazoa, Chordata, Actinopteri, Perciformes, Percidae. The record is from RefSeq and is a predicted model, not a curated record. Gene Ontology annotation, molecular function: protein binding.